Molecule: messenger RNA, 7044 nt
Organism: Cyclopterus lumpus (lumpfish)
Lineage: Eukaryota; Metazoa; Chordata; Actinopteri; Perciformes; Cyclopteridae
Gene: prkcaa
Product: protein kinase C, alpha, a
Exons: 17
Coding region: 214-2229 (671 amino acids)
Biological process (GO): protein phosphorylation
Molecular function (GO): zinc ion binding; ATP binding; diacylglycerol-dependent serine/threonine kinase activity
Source: RefSeq, a predicted model, not a curated record
UCUGGCUAGCUUGACUGAGCUGUCAGUGGAGCAGCCCAGUGGUGACGGCAGGCAGGGAAAGCCCUCAGACAGUAAGUACAGUGUCUCCGGUGAAGACCGACGCCCCGCGCGCUGCUGGCUCCACACUGAAGGCUGCGCCUCGAAACGGACGGUACACACUUCCAGGACCGCGAGACCCGAGCUGUGCGCGCCGCUUCGUUCGCGAGGGAGGACAUGGCUGAUGUGAAUUCAAACGAGUCGUCCACCACGGACGUGGCCAACAGGUUCGCUCGCAAAGGUGCCUUGAGGCAAAAGAACGUCCACGAAGUGAAGAACCAUAAAUUCACAGCCAGGUUCUUCAAGCAGCCGACUUUCUGCAGCCACUGCACCGACUUCAUCUGGGGGUUUGGAAAACAAGGAUUCCAGUGCCAAGUUUGCUGUUUUGUGGUCCACAAGAGGUGCCAUGAAUUAGUCACAUUCUGCUGCCCAGGGGCAGAUAAGGGGCCCGACACAGACGAUCCCAGAACGAAGCACAAGUUCAAGAUCCACACCUAUGGGAGCCCCACCUUCUGUGACCACUGCGGCUCUCUGCUGUAUGGCCUCAUUCACCAGGGCAUGAAGUGCGACUCCUGCGACAUGAAUGUCCACAAUCAGUGCGUUAUGAACGUGCCCAGCCUGUGUGGAACCGAUUACACCGAACGGAGAGGGCGUCUUUUCCUCAAGUGUGAGGUCACUGUGGACAAGCUGCAGGUCACAGUGACUGAGGGCAAAAACCUGAUCCCCAUGGACCCCAAUGGCCUCUCUGAUCCGUUCGUCAAGCUCAAGCUCACGCCAGACCCCAAAAAUGAGACCAAGCAGAAGACCAAAACCAUUCGCUCCAACCUCAACCCCAAAUGGAACGAGACCUUUAGCUUCAAGCUGAAGUCGACUGACAAGGACCGCAGGCUCUCGGUGGAGGUGUGGGACUGGGACCGGACCACUAGGAAUGACUUCAUGGGGGCCCUCUCUUUCGGCGUAUCAGAGCUCAUAAAGGCUCCAGUCUGUGGCUGGUAUAAGUUAUUGUGCCAGGAGGAAGGGGAGUACUACAACGUUCCUAUCUCAGAGGAGGAUGACGGGAAUGAGGAACUCAGGGAGAAGUUUGAGAAAGCCAAGCUCGGGCCAGGUAAGAAGGGGAUCACCGAGCCGGACGGCAGCCGCUCCAGCCCGCUGCCCUUCCUCAGCCUGAACGAGGUCAAACUCAGCGACUUCUCCUUCCUGGCUGUGCUUGGGAAAGGGAGCUUUGGCAAGGUCAUGUUGGCAGAGAUGAAGGCCACCGAAGAGCUGUACGCAAUAAAGAUCCUAAAGAAGGACGUGGUGAUCCAGGACGAUGACGUGGAAUGUACCAUGGUGGAGAAGAGAGUCCUGGCCCAACAGGACAAGCCGCCCUUCCUCACAUACCUGCACUCGUGCUUCCAGACUGUGGACCGUCUGUACUUUGUCAUGGAGUAUGUGAAUGGGGGAGACCUUAUGUACCAUAUCCAACAAGUGGGCAAGUUCAAGGAACCUCAGGCAGUGUUCUAUGCAGCAGAGAUCGCUGCUGGUCUCUUCUUCCUGCAUCUUAAAGGAGUCAUCUACAGGGAUCUGAAGUUGGACAAUGUGAUGCUGGACUCCGAGGGACACAUUAAGAUUGCUGACUUUGGCAUGUGUAAAGAGAACAUGUCAGAAGGAGUGACCACACGCACCUUCUGCGGCACUCCCGACUACAUAGCCCCUGAGAUCAUUGCAUAUCAGCCCUAUGGACGCUCUGUAGACUGGUGGGCAUAUGGAGUUCUGCUCUACGAAAUGCUGGCAGGACAGCCUCCGUUUGAUGGCGAGGAUGAAGAUGAGUUGUUCCAGUCUAUUAUGGAGCACAACGUGUCCUACCCCAAGUCCCUGUCCAAGGAAGCUAUCUCCAUCUGCAAAGGGCUGAUGACCAAACACCCGUCCAAGCGUCUGGGCUGUGGUGCUGAGGGUGAGAGGGACAUCAGGGAACACGCCUUCUUCAGACGCAUCGACUGGGAACGCCUCCAGAACCGGGAGAUACAGCCGCCCUUCAAGCCCAAAGUGUGCGGCAAAGGAGCAGAGAACUUUGACAAGUUCUUCACUCGCACUCAGCCGCAGCUCACACCUCCAGAUGAGCUGGUUAUCGCCAACAUUGACCAGGCCGAGUUCGCAGGGUUCUCCUUCAUCAACCCACAGUUUGUGAACCCGGUGCUCCCUAUCAGCCUAUGAGAAGGAUGGGGAAACCUCCCAGAAGAACCUCCCUGCUCACUGCCACCAACUUAAAGCAACCGCCAACCUGACAUCUGACCACAACUUGAUCUAGGCCCGCUACGAACCUUUAUGUAUUGGUUUUAUUUCUAAUCGGCAUUCUAGGCCAUGCAUAUUUGCUCUGUACAGUAUAUUUGGCAUUAUAGAGUAUAUAGAUCACAAUAGUUUUCUUCAGUGUAAUGAUGAGCAGGAUGUCCUUACCGCUGCCAUUUAUAUUGAAGGUUUAACAUGACUGAAGGCACUCGGUCUUAAGCUUUAUUAAUCUACGCCACCGUAUGAUGAAAUGUAGAGAAUAUAUUAAUCUAUGCCUAUAUAUAUGAUAUAAGAAUGAUAAUGUUAAAGGGGCAUUCAGCUACAAUACCAUUUAAGGCAUGGAUUAACUGAUUCUGCAAAAGGGUUUCAUGCUUAUCUCCACGGACAAACAUUAUAAUCGACAGAUCCAGUUGGUGGGUCACAGUUUGUUUCCAUAAUUAUCACAAUGCAGAUGUUAUGUGAUGACCUGAAAAACACUGGUACAAGGCCAAAUAUGAAGGACAGGUGGUGCAGGCAUUGAAGCAGCACCUUGUGAAUCAAUGUUUCCUGCAUCAUGUUUACAGUUUUCCUCCCCUUUGAUUUCAUGGUGACGCUAUACAAUUCUAUUUUAGUACAAUUCGAUUCUAGCCAGUAGCAAUUCAACUAAAAGACAGUUAAUUAGAUGAUAUGCAGCCUGUAAGAAUUCUAACAUGUGAGACACGUAGGUAUGAAAGUGUGUCAGGGUUGGUUCCAAUUCUUAGCGUAACUGUUAUCUCCCUACCUGCUUUUAAAAGUAACAAUUCACCUAUUUUCUAGCCCUUACUUAAGCUGCAGAUUGUAUACUUCCCUUGUCAAUAAUUUUGUGGACACUAUGUGAACACACAGUAAUCAUGUUAGUAUGUGGGCAGUGGCACAACAUCCUUAUAUCUACCUUAGGAAAGAAAAUCAAAGCUAUACCGUUUACAGUUUGUCAUGUUUUAGCCACUGUCUCUGUCCCAUGCUAUGCCCAUAAUUACAAUUGGUCGUAAAUGUCUCAACAGAAGCAGUAAAGACGUUUUGAUAAACUUUUUUUUUUAAUUUUUAGAAUAUACCACAAUAUAAUUGUGUAUUAACCAUCCAAUGUUAUAUUGCAUUCAGUAUCACGUGAACAUGAAACACAGUUGUUAGUUUUCUUAGAUACAGAAGUUGCAAACCAAUAGGAGCAUUUCUUCUGACAAUGCUUUGUUGUCCUGACAACAAACUCAUCCUUCAUUCGGAGUGUGUCAGCACAAUCAUCAGUACAAACAUUUGUUUGCAUCUGUUUUAAUUUCUUUCAAUGUCUUUAAAAAUAGAUUAGUUUAAAUUCCCCUCCUUUUUGGUGAUCUCAUACAUAUUUUUCCAUUAGAUCAGAUAAAUAUGUUAUUGUGUCUACUAUCAUCGCAUAACUCCUUUGUAAAUAAUCAUGAGUUAUUUAAAAGAGUAUAGCAAGUUUUUAUACCAACACCUGAAUGUGCUUUUAUUACAUUAAUUAUAUAAACCAAUAUUUGUAUGUGUAAUGAAAAAUGAAACAACUAUGAAAGUAACCCAGUACAGAUCAACUUUGUAACAGCUGGAGGUCUUUAAUAGAGUCCAGAUUUAGCAAGUUGUGAAAUGUAUCUGUUCUACUUGUUUUGGCAGAUUUAUCAACACUUUAUGUUCUUUAUUAAUAAUCAAUGAUUUUGACUGCACAUUGUGUGUUGAUUGGAUGUGUGUCUGGCUGUUGACUGUCCCUCUGUAUCUGCAUGCUGUUGGUAGGCAUCAUUCAUGCACGUGAUCGGCUAAAGGCUGCAUGCUACAAAGUAUAAAAGCCCUGAGAGUUACGACAGCUUUUCAGGAGAGUGGGAGGUGUCAAAGGUCAGGCCUAUGGAAGCAGGAUGUUUGAUUCUCAGAAGAUAUAUUCAGGGUGCAGUGUCACUAAGCAAAGCUCUAGAUUGGCUAACUGUAAUGUGGCCAACACAAAGCACAGUCCGGUAACUGAGGAGUGCUGAUCUAAGACCAGCUAGACUCUUUCAGAGGCAAUUGCAGGAUUCUGUAACUACAGAUCACAAGUCAAGUUUCAAUGAUGCAAUCCUGCAACAGUAAUGAAGCACCAAAGUCCGAAUGCUCAGGCAGAUUAUGACUCUAUGUGUGGGAAACAACAGUGGUUUUGCCAAAAAGAAAAACACACUGCUACAGAACACAGAGUAGACAUUUAUUAGUUUGUUAAUCUUAAUAGAUACUAAUAUUUUGAAAAGACUUUCCUGAGAGGUAUUCUCUGGUUCCUAAUCAGUGGUCUUUUCUAGAAGCUUGAUACAUGUACAUUAUGGUCCCUGGUUCCUUUAGCCUUUUCCUUUAUCGGGUGAUGUGGAACACUGACUCCAGAUCAGUGGCGAGUUGUGACUGCUCAUAGACCGGUGGCACCACUCGCUCUUUAGUGUCUCAUGAAUGUGGUUUAUGUUAUAAUCUUCAUGUUGUGCUGUUUUCACGUUAUAAGAUGUUAGUUGCUCUUUCUGUUUGUUUGCUUUUGCUUGUUUGUUGUGGCAGUUGGUGUUGUUGGUUUUAUUUCUCUAGCUUAUGCUCAGAAAUUCAGGAAUGUUUCAAAAGAUAUAUCCCAUUACACACCUCAUAUCUGACUGAUACAGAUAGGAACUUUUCAAAUGUUUGUACAUUUUUCCUCUCCAUGUGUAUCUAAGAGUUGUUCUCUCCUACCGUGUUUCCUAUAAUAUAUAUAUAUAUAUAUAUAUAUAUACAUAUAUAUAUAUAUAUAUAUAUAUAUAUAUAUAUAUAUAUAUAUAUAUAUAUAUAUAUAUAUAUAUAACCUUUUGCAUGUGCCAAACCUGGAGAUCGCCAGAACCCGACAACAGCAGCGUUGCACUAGCUUUAGUCACAUGGAGGGCUCCUUCGUGGCAGCUUCUCCCUGUGCAGGCGGAGACCUGCCUGAAGCCACACCUGCUGUACACUCUGUUGGCCACAUAACUUAAAGCAUGCUGCCAUGAGUAUACCAAUGCACAUUGUGUCAGUACGCUUUACAAUUCCAGUCAGUUUGAUAAACAUCAUGCACGGUACUAGAGUUUCCUGCCUCUCUACCCUUGGGCUGAAUUGUGUCUGAAAAACAUUGCAACUUACGGAGCAUUUGAUUUCACACCACGGUGAAUUCCACAGAAGUGAGAGAGAAAUAUUCCUUGUACAUAUAGUUUAACAGUCUUGCCCUUGCCUGAGCCUAUCUUGCACCUCUGUAUGUGCCGACUGAAUAGAUCAAUCCCUUUAAUAGAUUAUCUACCUGCUUUCCAAACGUAAUCAUGUUUUCCAAAAGCCACAGCCAGUGUGAGCAUGAAAAAAAAAGAUUUCUCACUCUCCCCGUGUGUGCCUUUCCCAACUUGAGCAGAUAUACUGUACGUUCUUCUUACUCUUCGUCGUCCUCGCUCUGAUCUAAGCUCUGUACUCAGCCAUACCUUUACUCCACUUACUGUAUUUUAAGUCCCCUGUCAAACAAGCCUACUUCAGAUUUUAUUUAAGCCAUGUUAGUGUUUCAGCAUAUCUCGCAAAUGAAUGAAUGUGAAUAAAAAAGUAAAUGCGAAAAACAAAAACAAAAGGUCCAUCAUCUGGUCUGUAAAACAGAAUUUUAAGCACAUUUUGUUAACUGACGCCAAUAACCUUUACAGCCAUAACACUGCAACUUCAUCCUCCUGUGUCUGCGUGCUUUACCUUUACCUCCCUGUGCCUAUUAAUGACUGAUGUAUUGAGCUAUGGAAUAUAUGCAUCGACAUUAUCAAAGGGUGAUCUUCGGGGAGUGAAGGAACAAUGAACAGGUGAUUGAUUGGAUUUAGUUUAACGAGCAAAAGGAUAGAUGAUGCUGGCUUGUUUGAAGGACGACCCCUGUGCCUCAUCCUAUUGAACCGUCCCUCCUUCGACUUCUCUUGUGCGCCCUCGUUCACUCUACCUGUUCCUCCUUCCUCAGUGCCUGGGCCAAGUCAAUCCAUCAUCGUAUCGACAGUGUGCUCCUCUUCUUACCCUUUAAAUCCCAUCAGAUCAGGAAAGCAGUUGAUUUCUUUUGUGCUAUUCCCUCAGCACAGUUUCCUCCUCUCUGGUCGUUCCCCAAAGGCACCAUGAGAAAGGAGUUGGCCAAAUGUAUUUGGUGUAUUACUUUGUUUACAUUCUAUCUGAUGUCCUCACCUUUCUGUAAUUAAUUUAAUUGAUUAGGAUGGCCAGAAGAUAAUGAAGUUUCAUGUAAAGAUGUGAUCUUUAAUGGAAGGUUUUAAGAGAUAGGUCUGGUAUGAUUUGGUCUGGUAUGAUUUGUUGUUGUUUGUUUUUUUUCAAUUGGCAUUUCUUACAAUUCUUGCUUUAUAUGAAGCUUGUGUAACGUCUUUCUUCUUUGUCGUUAGUCAUUACUCUCCGCUGUGUCCUGUUUGCUGUGAAAUGAGAGAGUUGAGGUGAGCUGCCAUCUUUUUGGCCGUACAGAGCACAGGAUCAAUGAUGUGCGGGAAUGCCUUAUCCCUCAACCCAUACAGCAACGUGGUCUCGAACUCUCCUGUCUUGUUCAUGUAUUAUCUCAGCAUCCCUGUCCUUGUACAUAAAUGACUUACAGUAGAUACCUUCAUAGACUGUAAAAGAAAGAAUAUAUUGUAUUUUGCAAAUGGUGUAUGUUUGUUUUCUCCCCCUGUCCGCCUGAAACCUUUAAAAUGAGUCUGAGCUAUUUACCUUGUAAUUGAUUGUGUCAUUUGUACCUAAUCUAUGAUAAUGCAAAUAAAAAACAAAAGGAGAAUCCUA